Neoarthrinium moseri is the source of this 585-nucleotide messenger RNA. RefSeq lists its product as uncharacterized. The transcript has 2 exons. Bases 1 to 585 code for a protein of 194 amino acids. The record is from RefSeq and is a predicted model, not a curated record. NCBI's taxonomy places the organism in Eukaryota, Fungi, Ascomycota, Sordariomycetes, Amphisphaeriales, Apiosporaceae.
AUGAAGUCGAUAGUAGCACUCGGUGCCUUCGUUGGCGCCGCUGUUGCUCAAAACUGCGCUGCAGUGGCCAUCACGGCGAUUCCGGCUUGUGCCCAAAGCUGUUUCUUGAGCGGUGCGCCGUCAAUUGGGUGCGGCGGCACAGACUUCGCCUGUCAGUGCGACAAAGAAGCUGCUUUAUACGCUGCUGUCGAAGGAUGCGUGUCAUCAGGGUGUCCAGAACCAAGUUUCCAAGCCGUGAUCGAUGGUGCUUCAUCGGUCUGUGCCUGCGCCUCGGGCAUCGUUGUUGCCACCACCACGGACACCAAGGGCGCCGUUACGACAGCAACAUCAACGCCUUCGACGGCAGUCGGCAGCACGGUCAUCAGUUAUACCACCUCUGCCACCGGUACUACUGUAGCCCCAACCGCAACUACUGGCAGCACGGGGGCUACCUACAACACCUCCCCAACAACUUCGGCACCAACCGGCGGCGCCUCCACCUCCCGAACGGCGGUGACUUCUGUCUCCACCGCCGGUGCAGUCCCAACAUAUAGGGCUGCUCUCGGACUUGUUGGAGGAGUUGCCGCCGCAGCCAUGUUGAUGUAA